This is a messenger RNA of Drosophila persimilis, 544 nucleotides long. It is a transcript of the gene RpL24, whose product is annotated as 60S ribosomal protein L24. Gene Ontology annotation, molecular function: structural constituent of ribosome; mRNA binding. Gene Ontology annotation, biological process: cytoplasmic translation. The record is from RefSeq and is a predicted model, not a curated record. Gene Ontology annotation, cellular component: cytosolic large ribosomal subunit. Bases 16 to 483 code for a protein of 155 amino acids. Lineage: Eukaryota; Metazoa; Arthropoda; Insecta; Diptera; Drosophilidae. The transcript is spliced from 3 exons.
UAUUCGCCCAGCAAGAUGAAAAUUGGCUUGUGUGCAUUCAGCGGGUACAAAAUCUACCCCGGCCAUGGCAAGACCAUGGUCAAGAUUGAUGGCAAGAGCUUCACCUUCCUGGACAAGAAGUGCGAGCGCUCUUACCUGAUGAAGCGCAACCCUCGUAAGGUUACCUGGACUGUGCUCUACCGCCGCAAGCACCGCAAGGGCAUUGAGGAGGAGGCCUCCAAGAAGCGCACCCGUCGCACACAGAAAUUCCAGCGCGCUAUUGUCGGCGCUUCCCUGGCCGAGAUCAUGGCCAAGCGCAACAUGAAGCCGGAGGUUCGCAAGGCCCAGCGCGAUCAGGCCAUCAAGGUCGCCAAGGAACAGAAGCGCGCCGUCAAGGCAGCAAAGAAGGCGUCAGCCCCAGCUCCCGCCAAGAAGUCUGCUCCCAAGACGAAGGCCGCCAAGGUCACGCAGAAGUCUGCUCCCCGCGUCGGUGGCAAGCGGUAAACAAGCCCAAGCAGAGACGGUAGUGAAGUGCUAAUUUUCUAACAAGAUUUAAGGAAACGAA